AUGCCACCGCCACUUAAAUUUCAUCAAUAUUUUCAUAGUGUGAAAUUGUUUUCCGUAGACAUUAUAGCUCCAAUGAAGAAGGAAUUCACCGAAAAGCUUGAUAAGCUAAUAAAUCGUAAGCGCAGCAAUAGCAUAUAUCUUAUAAAUAGAGAAAGAUAUCAAGACUUCAUUAGAGAAAUUAAGGAAAUCAAACAAAAAUGGAACAAAGACUUUGACGACUAUAAAAUGUUAAGUAAUUAUGAUGUAUUGGAAGUAAAUGAAAAAGAAAGAUUAAUAAAACCGAAGGAUGAAUCCAAUCCCAACAUAAAGUUCUAUGUAGCUACAGAUGAAUUGUUUGGUGUAUUACAUACUAUACAUUUGUUAUUUAAUCAUCCUGAUAAAGAUAGAAUGGAUGAAGAAUUAAAAACUAAAUAUUGUAACAUUUCUAAAGAAGUUAUCAAAAUAUAUAUCAGCUGUUGUAGUAAAUGCAACGAUAUGGAAACCAUGUAG
Parnassius apollo (apollo) is the source of this 489-nucleotide messenger RNA. Lineage: Eukaryota; Metazoa; Arthropoda; Insecta; Lepidoptera; Papilionidae. The record is from the annotation of a GenBank genome assembly.